UAAACAGAUUCUUCUACCUUAAAAAGCAUGCAAAUAAUCAAAAUGCCAUUCACAUGGGUGAAGAUGUUCUUAAGAGAUUUGAAAGUCUGCUCUCAAGGAAUGUUUCUAUGUUUAUUGCAACAAGUGUGCCAUCCAAGGCUAAGCAGUCAACUGAUCUCAAAGUCUUGGAGAGCAAAGGAGCACAUAUAAAAAGGAUUAACUUUGGACAGUUGACCCAUGGUGUUCUGCACACGAAAUUCUGGAUUGUGGACAGGAAGCACAUUUUUCUUGGCAGCGCCAAUAUAGAUUGGCGGUCACUAACUCAAAUGAAAGAAGUUGGAGUUAUGAUCAGUAAUUGCAGCUGCUUGGCUAACGAUCUCUUGAAAACCUUCAAAACAUAUUGGGAUCUUGGAGAACCAAAUGCCACCAUUCCAUCUCCAUGGCCAAACAAUUAUUCUACCAAUAUUAAUAGGAACAGUCCUUUAGAAAUGCAGGUCAAUGGAACCUUGACUAAAGCAUAUUUUUCUGCUUCACCUUCUUCAUUUUGCCCAGAUGGUCGCACCUUUGAUCUUGUAGCCAUUCUUGAUGUUAUCUAUGAUGCAGAAAAAUUUAUAUAUGUCUCUAUUAUGGAAUAUUUUCCUAUCAGCCGCUUCAGUCACCCAUCAAGAUACUGGCCACCCAUUGACAAUGCUCUGAGAAGUGUGGCACUCAGUCGUAAUAUACAGAUACGGCUGUUGAUCAACUGCUGGAUCGAUACUGAUUCUUCUAUGUUCCAUUAUUUGAAGUCACUAAGUGUCCUUAGUGAUCCUCACAUCAACAUUACUAUAGAUGUGAAAAUCUUCAUUGUUCCGAUUGGAAAUUACUCAAAUAUACCAUUUGCUCGACUGAAUCACAAGUACAUGGUGACUGAUAAGACAGCCUACAUUGGAACUUCUAACUGGUCUGAAGAAUACUUCACCAUCACUGCAGGUGUAGGACUGAUUGCAAAACAGUCAACAGAUUCUCCAAAGAGAAAUCUAAUAAUACAGGAGCAACUGAAGUCUCUCUUUGAGCGAGACUGGAAUUCUAAAUACUCCAUAAAUAUGGAAGAUCUUCCCGGGCAGAAGGGCUGUGCUUGGAAAGAUGGAAUUUAAACUGUAAAAUAACUUGACAUUAUUUCUGAUGGAAAUUUACUCAUAAACUUGCUGUGUGUUGAAUUUAAAUUAAUGCCUGUUAGAAAGUGCUUUAUUUCAUGGAAUCUUAGAGUUUCAUCAUAUGAGGGUUAUGAUGCCUUUCAAGUUACUUUUUGCCACCCACAUCAUACAUUGUGUAUUAGGCGCUGUUUUAAAGGAGCAUGUAUGAAUUGGCAGCCACCAUGUAUAAGGGACACAGCUUAAUA
Messenger RNA from Python bivittatus (Burmese python), 1357 nucleotides. RefSeq names its product phospholipase D family member 4 (gene PLD4). Gene Ontology annotation, molecular function: catalytic activity. The record is from RefSeq and is a predicted model, not a curated record. Gene Ontology annotation, cellular component: trans-Golgi network membrane; endoplasmic reticulum; phagocytic vesicle. Gene Ontology annotation, biological process: hematopoietic progenitor cell differentiation; phagocytosis. Lineage: Eukaryota; Metazoa; Chordata; Lepidosauria; Squamata; Pythonidae.